Molecule: messenger RNA, 1116 nt
Organism: Talaromyces atroroseus
Lineage: Eukaryota; Fungi; Ascomycota; Eurotiomycetes; Eurotiales; Trichocomaceae
Product: Bifunctional protein GAL10
Exons: 4
Coding region: 1-1116 (371 amino acids)
Biological process (GO): beta-D-galactose catabolic process via UDP-galactose, Leloir pathway
Cellular component (GO): cytosol
Molecular function (GO): UDP-glucose 4-epimerase activity
Source: RefSeq, a predicted model, not a curated record
AUGGCUGCUGGUUCUGUUCUCGUCACCGGAGGAACGGGCUAUAUCGGGUCCUUCACGGCCCUGGCCUUGCUCGAGGCUGGCUACAAAGUCAUCAUUACCGACAACCUGUACAACUCCUCUGCUGAAGUCAUCAACCGCAUUGAAUUGAUCAGCGGCAAGAGGCCCGAGUUCGUCCAGGCUGAUAUCACCGACCCAACUGCUUUCGACAAGGUCUUUGAGACGUACCCCGACAUUGACAGUGUCAUUCACUUUGCUGCCCUCAAGGCCGUUGGCGAGUCCGGCGAGAAACCCCUCGAUUACUACCUCGUCAACGUCUAUGGCACUAUCAACCUCCUCCGCGCCAUGCAAAAGCACAAUGUCUACAACAUCGUCUUCUCGAGUUCUGCUACCGUCUACGGUGAUGCCACCCGCUUCCCCGACAUGAUCCCAAUCCCCGAAGAGUGCCCUCUCGGCCCUACCAACCCUUACGGAAACACCAAGUUCGCUGUCGAAACCGCCAUUACGGAUUUCAUCAAUGCCCAGCGAAACAACCUCAUCAAGGCUGGUAAAGCCGAUGAAGCUGCGAAAUGGAACGCCGCUCUGCUGCGUUACUUCAACCCCGCUGGUGCCCACCCAAGCGGCAUCAUGGGCGAGGAUCCUCAGGGUGUCCCAUACAACCUGCUUCCUCUGUUGGCUCAGGUUGCCACUGGCAAGCGCGAGAAGCUUUUGGUAUUCGGUGAUGACUACGACUCUCGUGAUGGCACCGCCAUCCGUGACUACAUCCACAUCUUGGACUUGUCCAACGGCCACUUGAAAGCCCUCAACUACCUGCGCUCCAACCACCCUGGCGUGCGCGCAUGGAACCUGGGAACCGGUCGUGGCAGCACUGUGUACGAGAUGAUCAAGGCUUUCUCGACAGCUGUCGGCAAAGACCAGCCAUACGAAGUUGCUCCUCGUCGUGCAGGUGACGUUUUGAACCUCACCUCCAACCCAACCCGCGCCAACAAGGAGCUCGGCUGGAAGACUGAGCGUACUCUCGAACAAGCCUGUGAGGAUCUCUGGCUGUGGACCAAGAAUAAUCCUCAGGGAUACCGUCAACAACCACCAGCUGAGCUCCUCGAGGCUUUGAAGAAAUAA